AUGCCCGACCCGGCGGCCGACGCGCAGGCCCCGCCCGGCGCGCCUGUCCGGGCCGAGGCCGCCGUGUCGUCCGUCUUCAAGGCCCUGGUCAGCGGAGCGGCCCUCGGUGCCGGCCGGCCCUCCUUCUCGUCACUGCUGUCCGGCACGCCGACCCCCUCGUCCUUGUCCUCGGCCUCCCCCUCCUCCUCGGGCCCGGUAGAUGUGUCGGUCGGUGCGGGCGCCGGCGCCCCCUCCGCCGGCGCCGAGAGUGCCUCGCGGCCCGGGCCGUCGGCCGCCAAGCGUGACAUGUCUCCGGCUGCCGGGCCAUCGCGCUCGGACCCGGACCCCGGCGGCCGAUCGACCGACCCCGUCGCCCUGGAUGAUACUCUCCAGUCGGAUCUCAUCCGCUAUCGGCGGACACUCGCGUCCACCGUCCACGCCUGCAAGAAACUCACGGCCGAGCGCGUGUCCUUGCGCUCGGCGCUCAACCGCCUGGAGCAGCUUCACGCGGGGCUUCACCGAGAACGCGAUCGCCUGGACACCCUGUCGGCCAACUUCAUGGAAUCGCUGCAGGCCGCCUCGGCCGGCCUGGGCAUCGAUCCGGCCGCCGAACAGCCUCCUGCCGACCUGGAUGGCGCCCUUCGGCAACUCGAUGAGUCGUCGGCCGCCUCGCUGUCGGCGCUAGUGUGGAACUCCCUGCAGCUGUCACACUGGCUUCAGCCCUUUGUGGACUCCCUGUCGAACGCGCCGCAGCCCAGCGAGCCGUCCACCCCGACGGCGGACUCCGUCGACUCGGCCGACCUCGAGGAGCUGCUUCAAAUCGAGCGCACCGACAAGGCCGAGCAGAUCCUCUCCUUCCAACGGCGGCUGGACACCGCGCGCCUGGCCCUUGCACAGGCCGAGGAGAGCGCGCGCGCCAGCGAGGCGCGUGCCGUGGCCGCCGAGCGCUCGGCCGCGCUGGCCGAGCAUGCGCGCUCCGCUGCCGAGAGCCAGGCCCUCGGGCACUCGAUGGAGUGCCAGCGCCUGGAGGCGGCCCUGCUGGAGUCGCAGCGCAACCAGGCGGCCCAGCUGCUGGCGGCCCAGCAGCAGAUCGACGAUCUGCGCGACCAAUUGGACAGUGCCAGGUCGCCUGGGAGCCCCGGGUCGCCGGCGGGCGAGACGUCUCCCGGGCUCGGCCCGCGGGCCGGCGCCCCCGCCGCCGGCGGCACCGCCGCCGCCGCCGCGCGCGUCGAGGCCAAUGCCAUCGUCACGCAGGCCGAGAUCCAGGCUCUGCGCACGGAGGUCCGCCACUACCGCGAGAAGGCCCUGCGCGCCGAGCGCGAAGCCGACACCCUGCGCGCGCAGCUGGCCUCCACCCGGACCGACCUUUCGGCCCUGCGCCUGGAGCAGGAGCAUGCCCUGGCCGCGGCGGCCGGGCGCCCGGCAUCGCCGCCGCCGGUCCUGGCGCCGGAGCCGGAGCCGGCAGCCCUCGCGGCGGCCGCGGCCCUGGAUGCCGAGCGUGCCACCGUGUCCCGCCUGACCCACCGUCGUGCGUUGCCGUCGUUGUCGCCGGAUUGGCCGCCGCGGCGCCGGCACCGCUCGGGGGCGCUGGCGAGCCAACGCCCCCGGGCGCCGGGCCCCCGCCGCGCUCGGCCAUGA
Fonticula alba is the source of this 1617-nucleotide messenger RNA. RefSeq lists its product as hypothetical. NCBI's taxonomy places the organism in Eukaryota, Rotosphaerida, Fonticulaceae. Bases 1 to 1617 code for a protein of 538 amino acids. The transcript is spliced from 7 exons. The record is from RefSeq and is a predicted model, not a curated record.